Drosophila grimshawi is the source of this 832-nucleotide messenger RNA. Its product is annotated as protein late bloomer. The record is from RefSeq and is a predicted model, not a curated record. NCBI's taxonomy places the organism in Eukaryota, Metazoa, Arthropoda, Insecta, Diptera, Drosophilidae. Gene Ontology annotation, cellular component: membrane. The transcript has 5 exons. The coding region runs from base 73 to 729 and encodes 218 amino acids.
UAAAAAAAGUCGUCAACGCGUGUGCAUCGAUUUGUUGUCCAGUUUAUACACUUUGUAAAAUAUUCAAAGGAAAUGGGUUGUGCAACAGCAACGAUCAAAUAUCUAGUAUUCCUCUUCAAUGCUCUCUGCGCGUUACUGGGCAUUGCAGUUAUUGUGGUGAGUUCGAUUGCACUCAAAGAUGUCGCCAAAGAGGCACAACCUAUUAUGAUAUUCUUCAUUGUCAUCGGUUCGAUUGUUUUUGUGAUCUCAUUCUUUGGCUGCUGUGGCGCCAUCAAGGAAAACGUAUGUCUAACCUGGACUUAUGCAAUCAUUAUGCUCAUCGUAUUGAUUUUGACAUGCGUUCUCGCCUUUGCUUACCUGAAUCGCAUCGAUGAGAAAAAGUUGGCACAGGACGAAUUGAACCUGGCGUGGAAUAGUACUGAUACAACCAAAAUGGCCUUCUAUCAAUCGAACUUCAAGUGCUGUGGCAUCAAUGGCCCCAUCGACUAUACCAAGGCCAAUCGGACAAUACCGGAGAGCUGUUAUGUCACAAAUAGUACCGCUACUAGCUCAACUCAUACUGUUUACCCCGACGGCUGCUUAUCCAAAAUGAUCAAUUCCUUCGAGGUGGCCACCAAGUAUGUCAAUGUAUUUAGCUGGAUUCUGAUUGGCGUCGAGGCCUCUGCUUUUCUGUGUGCCACCAUUUUGGGCAUUACCUUUAACAACGAGCAAAGACGUUCCAGAUAUUAGUUGGUCUUACAAAACUGAACCACUUGUAUUAUGCUCCAAAAUAUAAAGGAGCUUUGCGAACAAGUUAAUAAAAGUUUAUUUUAGUUAAUUAUUUGCAAAUGUA